Molecule: messenger RNA, 2700 nt
Organism: Hyaloperonospora brassicae
Lineage: Eukaryota; Oomycota; Peronosporomycetes; Peronosporales; Peronosporaceae
Source: the annotation of a GenBank genome assembly
AUGUGGCGCGUCUGUCGCGUUGCGACGCUCCGUCACCUCCGGGUCGACACUGGUCGACUGUCAAAUGCCCGUGCACUGCCGACCCUGUCUCUGUCGCUGCAGCCAAAUGACGCCACCAGGUACUUCAGAAGUAUCGCUGGCGUGGAUCGCGACUUGCUGCUCACGCGCUCUGCGCGCGAACUGCGCGACGAGUUGGGCGACUCGAAGAUUGGGAACGUGGCGAAGGCGCUCACGCGGGAGCUGGACGACGCUCUUGCGCGCGAGGACGUGACCAGCGACGAGAUCAUUGACGUGUUCACGGCGGCCCAAAAAACGCGCGCGAUCUCUGUGAUGCUGAAAGCCUUUGACUUUCUCGAGGCCACUUUUCCUGCCCACAUUAACUUUGCAGUGUACGGUGAAGUGUUUCGUGUCUUGGCUCGCAAGAACAAUCCCGAUCGCCUCAUUCAGAUCUUCGAGACAUCGAAGCCACGCUUCAGUGCGGUUCCUGAGAUGAUCUACCGCUUCGGGAUCAUUGGGUAUUUGCAGAAGAAUGACAUGGAAGCGGCCGUCGAAACGUGGCAGGAAAUGUUGGAUGCUGGCCAUGAGACGACCAACGAGAUUACUUCUCAGCUGAUGAUGGCGUACGCGCGUCACGGACAGGUGGAGAAGGUGCUGGAGCUGUACGAGUCUAUCGAUCCACAGAUUGGCCACUGGCACGAGUCGUGCAUUGACCGAGUCAUACUCAGCAUGGGCAUCAUUGAGCAGCCUGCCAAGGCCUUUGAAUUCUACAGCAACUCGAGCAUGAAGUUGAACGGCGGAACGCUGAUGGCGCUCUUGAGUGUCUGCAACAACAACAAUUGCAAGCAACAGGCUUCGGACAUUUUGGCAAACCGCAAGAAGUUCGAUUUGCGCCUUGACGCGCGUGGCUACAAUCGCAUCAUGAUGACACUUGAAUUUCUGGAGCGCAACGAUGAGAUCAAAGACAUUUUGGAGGAGAUGGUUGAGAGUGGGGUCCGAUUCGACACGCGAACGAACGCGAUUAUUGAGCGCAACUCCCAAUUUCUGAAAGAAACGAACUUUGUCGCUAAUCUGAGCAAGAGCAGGGCCGCAGGAUUUACGAUAAGUCCGCGCAUUCGCGAGAUGCUUGCACAAGGGCAAUUGACUGAAGCAGCAGCGUAUGUAGACUCCAUUGUGAAGCCCGUGGAGGAGUCACAAGUACCAGACGAUUUUAAAGGCAAAGUGCCCGAAGGGGCUCUGGUUGUGAGCGCCAAUGCGGCAAGAGACGUCGUGCAAGCGUACAUCAAGACAGGGCAACUUGACAAAGUGGCCGCGCUGGUCAAGGGGUUCUCCGUGGUUCGUGGGAAGUAUACGUUUGCUUUGGCUGAAGUCAUUUCUCACUGUCUACCGCUGAAAAUGAAGACGGGAGACGAGCUCAGCUAUGCUGCUACUAAAGCGCUGCUUUACCAAGGAAUUCGUAUUCACCGCGUGAACGACGCACUCAUGCUGUUCCGUCGUUUUCACGACCCUGAAGCGACCCUUGAGCUGUUUGAACAGGUACUAGCAUCGUACUGUGGUAGAGACGGCAAGGACGCGCGCAUGCCUGCUGAAGGCCAGGACGAGAACGACGAUGAAUACGAAAGAAAGCCUCACUAUGUGAAUUUUAACAUCGGUAAGGUGAUCAAUUCGGUUCUGCGGACGCUGGUGGAAAAUGGUAGAAUGGCGGUUGCUCUAGAUGCUCUGACGAUGAUGGAAAGUCGGGGUCUGCAGACUACGCAAGCUAAUUACGUCACGAUCCUAAGCUCGAUGCACAAGUGCUUGCUACAGUCGAACAAGGGCCAUGAAAAGAAGAAGGUGGUGUACGAUAUGUCCAGUUUUCGUGCAGUGCUGAAGGAUCUCAUGGACCGGAAUUUGAAGGUGAACAAGGCUAUUGUUGGCUACUUGUGCCCUGCGUACAAGGGUGCAAACAAGCAGCAGCGUUUGGAAUUGCUGGAGGCUUUUGAUGGGACCCUGGCGGAUCCCGAUGACACUUACGUCUUGCCGCAUUCAUGCUAUGCAACGCUCUUGACUUUCACGGCACAGGAAGGUACCAUGUCGGAGGUAAAGAAGCUAUACGACGAAGCUGUGAAUUCCUUGGACAAAAAAGAAACGCUGGGUGUGCCGCGCAGCUGGGUGACUGUCUUGGUCGAAAAGUUUGUCGAGGAGGGCAACGUGGAAGAAGCCGAGCAGCUCGUAAAACAGAUGCAUACGAUGUGUGGCGGGUACACGUUUGGAGCUGUGCUGGCAGUACUGAGGGGGGCUAUGGAAGCCCAGAAGCCGGAUGUCGUUGACAGCAUGGUGGCGCUCUUGGAAGAACGGGAGUUUAUCGUGGGGCUGUCAGACGCGUACGAGCUGGUCCACUUGGCCCGCAAGCACGACCUUGCGCUGAAAUCGCUGGAUAUCAUUCAGCUCUUCGAGAAGAGCAACUUGAAGGAGGUAGCACCUCCAGCGGAUGGCUCUGGAACUCUGGAAGAAGCCUACUUCCGUCGCCAGCGCGGCGAUUCCCAUGCGUUCCGAAAGGUCAAGACCAUGUACACUGUGGCUCUUAAGGCGUGUGAGAAGGGCGGACUCUGGAAACAGGCGCUUGGGCUGCAGGACCAGAUGGCGAUACUGCUGGGCAAGGAGGUCAUGGAUGCGAUCGCCGCGGACGGCACGCGCAAGGAGAAGCAGUCGAACAACGAAUAG